Molecule: messenger RNA, 2704 nt
Organism: Syngnathoides biaculeatus (alligator pipefish)
Lineage: Eukaryota; Metazoa; Chordata; Actinopteri; Syngnathiformes; Syngnathidae
Gene: supv3l1
Product: SUV3-like helicase
Exons: 16
Coding region: 175-2505 (776 amino acids)
Biological process (GO): RNA catabolic process; mitochondrial RNA 3'-end processing
Cellular component (GO): mitochondrial degradosome
Molecular function (GO): RNA helicase activity; hydrolase activity, acting on acid anhydrides; ATP binding
Source: RefSeq, a predicted model, not a curated record
GACAGCUACCCUCAGACUGGUCCUGACACACGUUGGCGCAUAGUAGGAAGAGAAAAAUGUCGACCGUCCUCUACUUAAGUAAAUGUUGAUUUCAUACUUUCUUAGCUAUGGCGAACCAUUAACGUCGACGGCCUUCCCAGUUGGAUACUAUAAACUUUAGAGGGGGGAGAAACAAUGUCGGCGAGCGGGUGUUUGUCUUUAUUUUCUCGCCUUCGUCACAAUGUCAACACUAGAACAGCUCGCAUGGUCACUACGAGUUGUCGGGCAGCUUCGGGUCCCGUUUCAUUGAAUAGGGAGCAGCCGGUGUGCAGUGUGGUUUGCAAAAGGAAUUGUUCUUCAUCUUCUAAACCUCCGGACACGUCUCUUUUUGUCCCGCUCACGCUGAAGAUGGACCUGUCGCCUGAAGGGACUGUGGGUGCAGAGCUGACCCAGCCUUUGGAUAAAAGUGAGCUUUUAAAAAUUGCAAAUCGGUUUUACAAGAGGAAAGAGAUGCAGAAACUGGCUGCGGAUAACGGACUGGAUGCACGACUCUUCCACCAGGCCUUUAUUAACUUCAGGAAAUAUAUCCUAGAAGUGACAUCACUACCCGCUGACCUGCACAUCAUCCUCAGUGACAUUUGCUGCGGAGCAGGUCAUAUAGAUGACAUCUACCCGUACUUCAUGCGACACGCCAAGCAGAUCUUUCCCAUGCUCGACUGUAUGGACGACCUGAGGAAGAUCUCUGACCUUAGAGUUCCUGCUAACUGGUACCCGGAGGCCCGCGCCAUCCAGAGGAAGGUGAUCUUCCACGCUGGACCCACCAACAGCGGCAAAACCUACAACGCCAUCCAACGCUACCUGGCCGCAAAGUCGGGGGUCUACUGCGGACCCCUCAAACUUCUUGCCCACGAAAUCUUUGAAAAGACCAACCAAGCUGAUGUACCAUGUGACUUGGUCACUGGCGAGGAGAGGACGUUUGUGGACGCGGAGGGUCGAGUGUCUGGUCAUGUGGCCUGCACCAUCGAGAUGUGCAGCGUCACAACACCAUAUGAAGUGGCCGUGAUCGAUGAAAUUCAAAUGAUCAGAGAUCCUUCCCGAGGCUGGGCCUGGACCAGAGCUCUGCUGGGUCUCUGUGCGGAAGAGAUUCACGUGUGUGGUGAACCUGCAGCCAUUGAGUUUGUCAGAGAGCUGAUGUUCACCACUGGAGAGGAGGUGGAGGUCCAUACAUACCAACGUCUAACUCCGUUCUCCAUCCUGGAUAGCGCAGUGGAGUCUCUAGACAACCUGAGAGCAGGGGAUUGCAUCGUGUGCUUCAGUAAAAAUGACAUCUACUCCAUAAGCAGGCAGAUUGAAGCAAAGGGGUUGGAAUGUGCUGUCAUCUACGGAAGUUUACCGCCAGGCACCAAACUCUCUCAGGCCAAGAAGUUCAACGACCCCGACGACCCGUGCAAAAUCCUGGUGGCAACAGAUGCUAUUGGGAUGGGCCUUAAUUUGAGCAUAAAACGCAUCAUCUUCAACAGUCUAGUAAAGCCGAACGUCAAUGAAAAAGGGGAGAAGCAUAUGGAGACCAUCAGUACGUCGCAGGCUCUCCAGAUCGCUGGGAGAGCAGGAAGGUUCUCCUCCAAGUUCAAAGAGGGAGAGGUAACCACCAUGCACCGAGAUGAUCUUCCAGUCCUAAAGGAUAUAUUAAGUCACACUGUGGAACCCAUUGAGACUGCAGGUCUUCAUCCCACCGCAGAGCAGAUUGAGAUGUUUGCUUACCAUUUACCCGAGGCUACCCUCUCUAACCUCAUUGACAUUUUUGUCAGCCUCUCCCAGGUGGACGGGCUCUAUUUUGUCUGCAACAUCGACGACUUUAAGUUCCUGGCUGACAUGAUUCAGCACAUCCCGCUCAACCUUAGGUCACGCUACGUUUUCUGCACGGCUCCCAUCAAUAAGAAGCAGCCUUUUGUAUGCACUUCUUUCUUAAAGUUCGCCCGUCAGUUCAGCCGAGACGAACCCUUGACCUUUGACUGGAUCUGUCGGCAUGUCAACUGGCCUCUGAGCCCACCCAAAAACAUAAAAGACCUGGUUCACCUGGAGGCUGUUCACGACGUGUUGGACCUUUACCUUUGGUUAAGUUACCGUUUCAUGGACAUGUUUCCUGACACUGCCUUUGUGCGGGAAAUCCAACGAGAACUGGACACCACCAUCCAAGAGGGCGUCCGGAACAUCACGCGCCUCAUCCGAGCCACAGACCCGGCCAUCACCGGCCCACUCCAGGCGCAGAGAAACGGUAUUCAAACGAGCGCCUCCGGUAGUCAAUCGUCAGGAAUCGCAAGGAGUCUGAGCGCUUCAAGAGCCUCGAAACAGACCGCAGAUAGGUCGCUAUCUAACCGCCUAGUGCGAGACGGACUUUUGACGUCUGAGAUGCUGCAGCAGCUGCAGAGCGAGUGGUCUAAAGAACAGAGGAAAGAGUCCAGCAUUCAGAGUGCCGUCAAUGGUAAAUAUCAGAGUAACGGCAAUAAGAGGAAGAAGAGGAAAUGAACCAUCACGUAAGAAGAAACCGCCGGACUGUGGUGGACCAACCACCUCACAAUGUGUAUCGUUCGGUUAACCCCCCAAACCGAUCAAUGAAGAAAAAUCAUUUCAUGGUCACAAUAUAGUAUUUAGAAUAAAGUCACUUAACUGAGAUGUUUGUAUUUUAUAUUCAAAUAAAUAUAGAAAUAAAAAAACAUUUCUAGCA